GCUCAUGAACACAAGCCCACACGGUCAUCGUCAUCAACGAGAAUGUUUUGUUGUUUGUUGUACUUCACCACGAGCGGGUUACUCGAGUCUGGGCUCAAAAUCAUCAAGAGGUCCAUCGUCUAUUGUUCUACGAGAUAAAUAAUCAAAUAGCUGCGUUUUUAAGGAAUCGAUGAUGACUGAGCAACCCACGUGUAUGUUUCCCAACUGAAAGAAAGCAAGCAUCAUCUUCACCUCCAAGAUUCGAUUCGAUUUCAGCCCUUCAGCUUGAGUUUGAAGCCGAGAAGAUAUGGGGAGUGCGUCGUCCUUGUUGACUCAAUAUGAUAUCGAGGAAGUUCAAGAAUACUGCAAUAAUUUAUUUUCCCAGCAAGAAAUAGUGGCCUUGUACGAAAGAUUUUGUCAACUUGAUCGUAGUGCGAAAGGAUUUAUUUCAGCAGAUGAGUUCUUGUCUGUUCCUGAGUUUGCUUUGAAUCCACUUUCUCAGCGGCUGCUCAAGAUGGUGGAUGGUUUGAAUUUUAAAGACUUCGUAGCCUUCUUGUCUGCAUUUAGUGCCAAAGCAAGUGCACAGCAAAAAAUAGAACUUAUCUUCAAAGUAUACGAUUCAGACCGUAAUGGAAAGGUGUCUUUCAAAGAUAUGUUGGAAGUCCUAAAGGAUCUGUCUGGUCCAUUCAUGUCUGAUGAACAGAGAGAGCAAGUCCUGAACCAAGUUCUCAAAGAAGCAGGAUACUCAAAAGAUUCCUACUUGACAUUGCAUGACUUCAUUAAGGUUCUUGGUGGUUCUGACCUAAAAAUGGAUGUUGAAGUUCCUGUUGAUUAGGAUAGCCUGCAAUUUUCUCAGCUUUCUUGAGAAACAAAAUUAAUCCUUGUAACAUAGUUUAUAUUGAAAUGAAAGUAUACAAAUACCAAUGUUCCUUUUCAUCUUGGGAAUCAGGUCUUAUUAGCCACAAACAGUACAAGAUUUGAGGGUUAAAAAAGGAAGGAGAAAUAGAAGUAUGCAAUUCUAAUAGAAUGCGGCAGCAUUUCAUUCUUC
Prosopis cineraria is the source of this 1027-nucleotide messenger RNA. RefSeq lists its product as uncharacterized. The coding region runs from base 287 to 814 and encodes 175 amino acids. Gene Ontology annotation, molecular function: calcium ion binding. The transcript has 7 exons. NCBI's taxonomy places the organism in Eukaryota, Viridiplantae, Streptophyta, Magnoliopsida, Fabales, Fabaceae. The record is from RefSeq and is a predicted model, not a curated record.